UUCCACUACCAGCCAGCCUUCAGAUGAAGAUGUAGAACUCUCAGCUCUGCCUGCAUCAUGCCUGCCUAGAUGCUGAUCCAAUCCCACCUUCCUGAUAAAGGACUGAAGCUCUGAAUCUGGGUGUGGAGAUUCAGAUCUUAGCACAAUGUCCUCCUCCAGACGUAAGAGUGACAGCAAGGGAUUACUGUAUCCCCACCGAUGUUCGCUGCCAGAAUUAUAUACAACUCUUGGGAAUUUUAAUAACGAGAACAAGAUAUCCAAUCUCCAAAAAAUCUAUGGCACAUCAUUUAAGGAAGCGCAGGAAACCCUUGUGAAAACCCUAAAUGACUUGUCAUUCGACAACUCUAAAACUGAGAGAGGCCACAAGCCCCUCCCUGUCAUACAGAAUGCGGUUGAGAAAAUGGAGCAGAAGUCACCAUCCAUGUCAGAUCUACUUCACCAAAGUCUGUUAAUGGGUUACAUUGUCCCAUUGGCACAGGCAUACAACUCGCAGCAGAGACUGGCCCAGGCCGGUAUCCCUCCUCCUACCCUUGCCUUUCCUUAUGGUUUAAGGAAUGACGUGCCCAUAGUUGUUCCAACACACCACUUCAGGAAAAGGAUUCAGAGCACCACCUUCCGCAAACUUCUCCUGUCUUCCAUUACCCCGGACAGGCUGUUCUUCGAAGAAAAAUCAGUAAACCAUGUCUGCUCAGAGCCAGGAAAGCAGUUCCUGGACCUGGCCGACCUUCAGUGGAGGUAUUUCAAGGGGCUUGCAAAGUGGGGAAAAAUGCCCAGGAGGUUUUCCUUCGUGGACAUAGAAUUCAACAGUGAGAAGAGAUUUGUAGAGAGCCAAGGCAUGCCUGGCUUUAUCUUUCCUCCUCUAGUUCGAAGGACACUGGUCGUUUAUCCUCAAACCAAGUGUGAUAAGGAGGGGAUUUAUUCUGUUAAGUGGAAAACAUAGGAUACUGAAAUAUUUUGGAUAUGGAUUGCUGCACUUGGGAACACUGAAUUGAUACAAGAGACAGAAAAACACGCAAUCCAUUUUUCUACACAAUGUCUGUGCAAAGCCUACAUUAAAAUGAUUGUGUGGAGGAAAAUGU
Messenger RNA from Mastomys coucha (southern multimammate mouse), 1079 nucleotides. RefSeq names its product chromosome unknown C9orf153 homolog (gene CUNH9orf153). The record is from RefSeq and is a predicted model, not a curated record. The coding region runs from base 146 to 940 and encodes 264 amino acids. The transcript is spliced from 4 exons. Lineage: Eukaryota; Metazoa; Chordata; Mammalia; Rodentia; Muridae.